AUGUCAGAUAUCAUUAAGACGAGUGAGUCCGAAUUACGUCAACGUUCGACGUGCAUCGCCAACAAAGAUGGGCAUUCGAAACUUCUGAAAGAGAGUAAAGUAGUCGAUAGUGAUAGUAUUAAUAAUAGUGCCGUUUCAAGUCCCUCAACUGAAAAAACAUAUAAUGAUAUUGAUAAUAACCUCAAUAAUAAUCGAGAAAUAUCAAACGAAGUUGUAUAUGGUAGAACUCCCGAUGGCAAAGUGUUCAAAGUGCCGCAUACCACAGACAUGUUAACCGCCGUAUUUCUACCAAACAUGCAAAAAUCCACGUUUGAUUAUCUAACGAUAUUCGUGAUGACAUUACAAAUCUUGUUAUUUUUUGCUUUGCCGGCGCACAUUCGACCAUGGAUCUAUUUAUUUUUGUUUAUUUUUUGGCGUGGAGCUUAUAAUCUCGGAUUAGGAUUAUUAUUGAAAUAUCAAAGUGAUCGGCGUAUGUUUGUGACGUGGGUGAAACGUAAAAAGCUUUUUGAUAAAGAGAAAAGUAGAAAUGUGUACACAUUCUUGAAACGAGAAUUGAGUGCGAAAAUGGGCAAUGAUUAUGAUUUUGAUACAGCUCCUAUUGAAUUCAAUACUUGGCUUCUCUUUCGUGAACUCGUUGAUUUGAUCCUAUUAAAUGAUUUCGUCUCGUACAUGUGUUUUGCUCUGGCCAAUUUCAGUAUUCCAGAAAAUUCUGGUGUCAUCCUUAAUGUGCUACGAUGGGCUGGUGGAUUGUUCUUGUUCUGGUUCAAUAUUUGGGUUAAAACUGAUGCUCAUCGAGUUGUCAAGGAUUUUGCAUGGUAUUGGGGUGACUUUUUCUUUCUCGUCGAGCAAUCCCUGACGUUUGAUGGAGUGUUUGAAAUGGCGCCGCAUCCUAUGUAUUCCGUCGGGUAUGUGGGCUACUAUGGAAUUUCAUUGAUGAUGGCAAGCUACACCGUCUUGUUUGUUAGUUUGGCUGCACAUGCUGCUCAGUUUGCUUUCUUGACGUUCGUGGAAAAUCCUCAUAUUGAUAAGACAUAUAAUCCUCCACAACCGCUCAACGCCAAACACAAACAACGAACCAGCAGCCUUUCAACGGAUCUAUCUUCACGAACUUCCGAAUCCGAAUGUCUAUCCACAACAGCAGGAAUUCAACCAACUCUUCCCGAUCUAUCGAAUGCAUCAAUUUCGCAUUUCCGACAUGAUUUGAUCGUCUUUAAGAAUUUUGAUCUGCUUCGUUCGACGGAUUUAUUCUUAGUUUUCAUCAUCUUUUACUCGGUGGUUGUGCCAUUAUUCAUCGCUGGUGCUUCGGAGAAUGUUGUUAAAUUUUUCGUUAUCGUGCAAUGUUUAGCCUGGCGCGUAUUUCAUACCUAUGGGUUAGGUGCCGUUUUAUCCUUACAGAGUAGGGAAAAGGCAUUGACUAAACAUUACAUUAAAUACGGUGGAAGUGUUGGUGAUGCAUUUUCGAAUUGGAAGAACGUCUACAAUCUCUCAUUAUGCAUGACAUAUGUGACUUUCUUUUUGGCCGCAUGGUAUAUGUAUCACCUUCCUGAGAACUGGACAUAUGGACUGGUGCUAUUACGACACGUUCUCGGUGUAUUACUUAUCGUGUUACACAUUUGGACUUCUGUUUCCGUAUUCGAAGUAUUGGGAGAUUUCGGAUGGUUUUAUGGAGAUUUUUUCAUUGAUGAUUAUCCCACGACUCUUUACUACACGGGCAUCUACCGAUUUCUUAAUAACCCCGAAAAAAUCAUGGGACAUUCCGCGUUCUGGGGUAUCACCUUGAUCGCCAAUAGUUGGUUAAUAUUUGGAUUAUCAUUGUUCUCUCAAAUUUCAAACGUGCUGUUUUUGCGAUACGUGGAAAGCCCACACAUGAAGAGACUAUACGGGGAUAAAAUACGGAAAGAGGCUGGCGUCACCAAAACGAUUAAACGUGUCAAGACCAUUAUCCCUGGUAAAGUUAAGGCGGAAGUUUCGAAAAUCCGAGAAGCACCCGAGAUUCAGGUCGUUGAACGGGUUGUAAAAGAAGUCGCCGAGACGAUGGAGAAAGUGGUUGAAGACGCGACCGAAGCUGUCGGAGAAUUCGUGGGGGCGGCGCGCCCGAAAAUACAGGAAGCCGUUCUCGAGGCAAGAAUUUUGCUUCGAAACUCAAGGGAUAAACUUCUAUAUGGUCGCGGAAUUGAUGGUGUCGAGGAUUAUGAUCUUACUCGAUAUUCAGUAUCUCCUAUUCCACCAUCAUCUACACAUAACACAAAUAAUGUAAAUAACAUGGAGGCCGAUAAACUCUUAACGCCACCUUCCUCACCUCAUCCCAACGGAAUACAUGCUAAUGGGAAGACAAAUUCAUCGUCAAAUUCUUUAUCACAUGAACUUGGAUCACCCAUUAGAAUAAAAUGGACAGCUCCACAGAAUCAUUCCCGCCAAGAUUGGAUAGGUGUAUAUAAAGUUACAGCCAAUUCAUCACAAAUGGUCACCAGUGUAUCUAGUAAUGGUCGAUAUUUAUAUGUCAGUCCGGAAGAUGAUGCUGAGGCUUCUUUUACCCUUAAUAAUAACAAUAAUGCAUGUGAUGAUGAGGUAAAAACUGGUGAACUAUGUUUCCGUGGAGAUUUGCUACCUUGGGAAAUUGGAACUUAUGAAUUCAGAUAUCAUCAUGAUGAUAAACACAUGGUGAUGACUGUGUCUCAGCCAUUCGAAAUUAUCGUGAACACGCCAAAGUACCCAAAAGAUCUUCCCACCAUAGAACAAUCGAUUCUUGAUUUGGUUCGAAAAGCUCUCGACUCGGACCCCUCUUUAGUACCACACACGACAAGUGACGAUUAUCUAUUAAUGAAAGAGGCGCAUGCAAAACGUAUUGUAUACGGAAUUAAAAUGAUGUUUGGCGUGGACUUUGCUUGGGAAGUGGUUGCUAUCGAUGGAAAUGUUGGCAGAUUAGCAAGAAGGAUAUAUAAUGCACUACGUGCACUCGCUCCUUUCUUGUAA
Molecule: messenger RNA, 2973 nt
Organism: Ambispora gerdemannii
Lineage: Eukaryota; Fungi; Glomeromycota; Glomeromycetes; Archaeosporales; Ambisporaceae
Source: the annotation of a GenBank genome assembly